AUGGAUGUGCAGGGUGCCUUUGAUGCUGUGCUGCGCAGGCGGCUGCUUCAGCGGAUGGCGCAGCAGGGGUGGCCACGCGAGCUGCUGCAGCUCAUUGACAGUUUCCUCACUGAACGCAGAGCUCAGGUCCGGCUGGAGGGGACCACCACAGCAGCACAUCAGAUGCAAUGUGGCACGCCACAGGGGUCUCCUUUGUCACCAAUACUGUUCCUUCUGUACCUGGCAGAGCUGCUGUGGCAAAACUCGGAGUUGCGCUUUGGCUAUGCGGAUGAUCUGAACAUCUGGCGGGCGACCCACUCACUUGACAACAAUGCCACCCUUCUCAGACAGGAUAUACAGAGUAUUCUGAGGUGGGGGGAGAUAAACAAGGUGGCUUUCGCACCAGAGAAACUUGAGAUGAUCCAUCUUACAAGAAAGCGACACAAUGAGGCACCAGCAGUAGUUGUGUCUGAGGACCUCACUGUUCACCCUGUUACUGCCCCAGCUGGACAGGAGCCAGCACUUCGCUGGCUGGGUGUACACUUCGACAGAAGGCUCACCUGGAGACCACAUGUCUCCACCCGGGCAAAGAAGGCAAGGGCCGUGGCCCAGCACAUCCGGAGUCUGGGAAAGACCAGAGACGGGCCCCCAGCAGACCUGCGUGGUUCCCUCACUGCUCUAUGGCACAGAGGCCUGGUACGGCGGCCGCACGCAGCCAGCAAGGCACACGGGCAGGAGUGGGGAGUUUUCCGUACAACGCCCAUCGCUACCCUAUACCGGGAUGCUGGGCUCCCAUCAGCAAUGGUAGCUCUGGAGGAGGCCAAAAUUCGAUUCGCGACAAGGCUUCAGGUGGUGGAUGAGAAGCACCCACUGGCUUCACGGAUAGCACCUCCAAUGAUCACACGAGGAAGAGGGGCUGGAACCCGGCAGCGCUCAAAGACCAAGAUCCAGCGGUUGGGGGCGCUGCUACCUGCAGUCAAUAGACCCACACUUGCCAUCCCACACUACUCAGAGGGAUGCGGGACAGACCCCACAGAGGGUGUAGACAAAAAGAGUGCUGCUCAGGCAUUCAAGGAAUGGUGGAGAAGUCAACCCUCAACAGAUCUAUAUGUUUUCUCAGAUGGAUCAGAACGGAACCUUGACAACAGCAGGCAGGUGGGCUAUGGCUUCAUAGUCUAUCAGGGAAAUAAACAGCUGGCCAGCUUCUCAGCUGCGCUGAGCCCUAUGUCACAUGUCUUCGACGCUGAGGCAGUUGGUGCCUGCCGGGCAUUGGAGUGCGCCGUGAAGCUCCUACCUUGUGUCACAGAGGACAGCAGCAACCCUCAGAUCUGGCUCUGCCUCGACAACACCUCAGUCAUCUGGGGCAUACGGGGCAGUGCAGCAGCCUCCUCAAACUGGGCCUACAACCGCUGCCAUGAGCUCCUCAGACAGCACAAUGUCGGCCUGAAAUGGGCUCCUGGGCAUAUGGGGAUAGAGGGCAAUGAGGAAGCAGACCGCUUGGCUAAGCGGGCAGUCUCAUCCACUGCAGCCCCAGCCUAUGGUCUCGAGGCCACACCCACAGUCAGUGGGGUCCGCACAGUGGCCAAGCAGCUCAGCCAAGAGGCAAGGCGAAAGUGGUGGAGUGGAGCCUGUGGCAAGCUCUCUGACUGGUACCGGGGCUGGAGUUUCAGCAGGCCGACUGUGGAAUACCAAGUGAAGGCCCCUCCGGAGCUCACCAUGCCACGGCAUGCCCUUCACCGCUGGCUCGCACUCCGCUCCUCUCAUGGGGACUUCUCCUGGUACCACAGGCGUUUCCAGCAUGCAGAUGCGAGGCUCACCUGUGUCUGUGGACACAACAAGAGCCCAGAACAUUUGGUGCUCUGUCGACACUCACAGAGGCACUUUCUUCACUGGCCCAAGAGGCCAGCAGCACGGCCACACAACCGGGCGACAGCUGUUGCCUAUCUAGGGUCUCUGACCCCUACAGACUUUGUAGAACUGCUGGACUGCACGCAGUUCUACACACGGUACUGCACAAGGUAA
Messenger RNA from Histoplasma mississippiense, 2001 nucleotides. RefSeq lists its product with no specific name. The record is from RefSeq and is a predicted model, not a curated record. NCBI's taxonomy places the organism in Eukaryota, Fungi, Ascomycota, Eurotiomycetes, Onygenales, Ajellomycetaceae. The transcript is spliced from 2 exons. Bases 1 to 2001 code for a protein of 666 amino acids. Gene Ontology annotation, molecular function: RNA-DNA hybrid ribonuclease activity; nucleic acid binding.